AUGCACCUACGCCUUGCAAAGCCCUCAGAUGAACCGGUCAUCGUCGACAUCUGCGCUCGUGCGUUCCUGGAAGAAGACCUCUUUGGCCGAGUAAUUCACCCCUACCGAGCACAGUAUCCUAACGACGUACAAAUCUUUUGGCACGAUUGGGUGCGCAAUGAUUGGGCCAAUCCACGAAACAAGAUCAUCGUUGCCGUCAUGACCGCCGAAGGUGGUGAGCAUGAGAGGAUUAUCGGCGCAGCAAUCUGGCAACGCCAGGGCGACGACCCAGGCGCGCAAAAGAUUAUCACAGAAUGGACUGAUCCCGGUACAUUUCCCGCCUUGCUUUCAACCCACAACCGCGCACUAAACCCCUCGAAGAAGACGAUCCUAGUCGAUUCCGCGCCUUACACUAAACACUACUGGGCCGGUUCGUGCGCAACCAAUUGGUACCUUUCGCUGUGCUGUGUGGAUCCAGGUUUCAAGGGUCGUGGGGCCGGACGGCUGCUAGUGCGGUGGGGCUUAGAUCAUGCCGAGGAAGAGUGUGUUAGGGCGAGUGUAAUGGCGAGUGAGGGCUCGGAUGAGUUUUAUUUAAAGUGUGGGUUUGAUGAGGUGGUGGGGAAUGCAAACGAAGGGGAAGGGAAUCCAUUACAGAAGGAGGAUGUGAAGGGCGGGAACAUCUUGUUUGCGUGGGUCAGGGAUAGUAAGGCACUCGAAGAGAGAGCUCUGUAG
Messenger RNA from Alternaria atra, 711 nucleotides. RefSeq lists its product as uncharacterized. NCBI's taxonomy places the organism in Eukaryota, Fungi, Ascomycota, Dothideomycetes, Pleosporales, Pleosporaceae. The record is from RefSeq and is a predicted model, not a curated record. Bases 1 to 711 code for a protein of 236 amino acids. The transcript has a single exon. Gene Ontology annotation, molecular function: acyltransferase activity, transferring groups other than amino-acyl groups.